Messenger RNA from Amphibalanus amphitrite, 1027 nucleotides. RefSeq lists its product as uncharacterized. The record is from RefSeq and is a predicted model, not a curated record. The transcript has 4 exons. The coding region runs from base 1 to 591 and encodes 196 amino acids. Lineage: Eukaryota; Metazoa; Arthropoda; Thecostraca; Balanomorpha; Balanidae.
AUGUCUCGCUCGUGCUGUCAACAUAUGUGCCCUGCUGCCCCGGCCGCGCCGGAGGGUACGAAUGUGACCGACUACGGCCAGUUCGCCUCCGGCCAGAGGAACGCCACCUACAGCUGCGAGAACGGCACCGAGGCGGUGGUCUUCUGCCAGAACGGCUCCUGGACCGCCGGAGCGACGCCCUGUCAGCCAGGCUACCCGGUGGCUCCUCCGGCCGCUCCGCCGGGGGUGUUCGUCACCGACUCGGGGCCCGUGACCGAUGAGAACGGCACCGUCACCUACACCCUCACCUACGACUGCGGGAUCGGCGUCACAGAGCUGGUCUGGAAGGAUGGAGAGUGGACGCCCGAGAACGCAGUGCCCUGCGCUGAUCUCAGCAACGCGUGUCCUAGCCUGAACGCCAGCGCCGACGGAGUGCCGUACACGGACACGGGGCCGUACGCAGAGGGAGUCCGUAACGCCACCUACAGCUGCGGCGGCGCGGGCCUGGCGGACACCUUCCUCUGUCUGAACGGCACGUGGAGCCCGGAGGGCCUGGCUCCCUGCGAUGGUAAGUCGUUUCCGAGCGGGCCAGACGGGAGGGGUGAUAGGUAGGAGAGAGUUUCAAUAAGGAGCGCUUGAGGAUGGCAUUUACUAGAUUCAAGUUAGAAUGGCCGAGGAAAACCUUGCGGAACUCAUUGAAGUAUUUUCAAAUAAUCGUAUUUGACCUUGUUUUGAUGGUAAUGAACGCCAGAGAGGGUACAAAAGUAGGCGUUUAAAUCAAGGCUGCCAACUUACGAAAUGUAGGUAUUAGUUAAUGAUCAUGCUUGCUUUUUUGUAUAUGUUUUAAGUAAACAGAGUUACGUUCAAUGAAUAGCGCAGCCUUACCACCCUGAACCCUCAGUCAUGUUUGAGUAAUAGUUUUUCAACUGUACGAUGUCUCACGUUUCUCCUCUCCUAAGAAUGGAUGUGAAGGAUGGUGCGCGAAUGGUGUGUGAAUGAGCGUUGAACGUGGAUGAGUGUCGAUGAGUAGAGUUUGUGCGAUGGUAAU